Molecule: messenger RNA, 2330 nt
Organism: Solea solea (common sole)
Lineage: Eukaryota; Metazoa; Chordata; Actinopteri; Pleuronectiformes; Soleidae
Gene: rbp7b
Product: retinol binding protein 7b, cellular
Exons: 3
Coding region: 1420-1950 (176 amino acids)
Biological process (GO): fatty acid transport
Cellular component (GO): cytosol; nucleus
Molecular function (GO): fatty acid binding
Source: RefSeq, a predicted model, not a curated record
UAUCACCUUAAAGCCAUGGUUCUCAAACUGGGGUACGUGUGCCACCGGUGGUACGCGGGCUUCCUCUGGUGGUACUUGGAGUACUGUGUAUACCAUGCAGAAGUGGAAAGAGUAUUUAAAUAUUCUACUCAGGUAAAAGUACCACUAUGCUGAUACAUUUUUACUUAAGUACAAGUAAAAGUUCUGUUUUUUAAAAUGUACUCAAGUUAAAGUAAAAAAGUAGCUUAUUUAAAAUGUACUCUUUAAAAUGUUACUUUUUUAACGAGGUUGGGGUUCUUUCUUGUGUCGUGCAAAAAGGACAAGGGGACACAAAUCUCACAUGAAUUGUUUUUAUUUAAAGGCAAACCUUUACAAAUUAAAGGGACAAAAUAAAAUAUGUAAACAUAAUGUGUCAGUCAAAAUGGGUCAAAGGUCACAAACGUUUCAGCUUUCCCCCUCAGGGACCUUAAUUAAUGCUAAUUCACCUGUCCUCAUCAUUCAUUCACCUGUCCUCAUCGUUCACCUCGCUCAUCAUUCAUUCACCUGUCCUCAUCGUUCACCUGUCCUCAUCAUUCAUUCACCUGUCCUCAUCAUUCAUUCACCUGUCCUUAUCGUUCACCUGUCCCUAGCAUUCAUUCACCUGUCCUUAUCGUUCACCUGUCCUCAUCAUUCAUUCACCUGUCCUUAUCGUUCACCUGUCCUCAUCAUUCUUUCACCUGUCCUUAUCAUUCACCUGUCCUCAGCAUUCACCUGUCCUCAUCAUUCACUGCCAACAUUUCCAGUGCAUGAAUUUAUUUAUUUAAAUUCAGGACAACAUUUUUUUACUCAGUAACAUAUGUGAUUUGAAACGUAGUGAAGUACAGUACUUCAAAAAAAAAGUAAAAGCAAGUUGACUCAACCUACUCAAUUACAGUAACACUAGUCAAUCUAAUUCAUUACUUUCCACCUCUCCUUAAAAGGUAAAAUUCUACCCCCAGAAAGUUUAGCUAAGUCAGAGUUGGUUUAAAAACAAAGAAACAGAGCAGUAAUUAGACAAAACACUCAGAAGGACAGUCAGUUUCCCACAAUAUCAAUACACUCCUGAAUCUGGGUCACCACCGAACUAAUCAUUUCUUCCUUGUGCUAUAACCUACAUCCCCAGAAAUGUUUAUUUGCUCAAAAACACAACCUCUGUGGCUAAAGGGAUAAAGUGGAUUAAUACGAUUAAUAAAGAGUUAACAAUCUGUAGUCUGAGGCUUUCUGUGUUGAAACGGAAACGUUUCCUCACAUUAUUCUUCCACUUCUGUGGGCAAAGCAGCACUGGUAACCAAUCACCUCUGUCCCACAUUGACACACAAUGAAACAUCCCACCCACGGUCCUACAAAUGUGUUCACCCCUGGUUCUCAUGCCUGUUGAGUCUUCCAGAGAGUCACAACAGCGACAACAACGACGACGACAACAUGCCUGUGGACUACAGCGGGACGUGGGACAUUGUGAGCAAUGUCAAUUUUGAGGGAUACAUGGUUGCACUGGGCAUUGAUUUUGCAACACGCAAGAUUGCCUCCAUGCUGAAGCCUCGGAAGGUGAUUGCACAAGACGGAGAUUGUUUCACAAUCAAGACGUUCACUACGUUCAGAAACUAUGACUGCUCCUUCAGAACUGGAGAAGAGUUUGAAGAGGUGACGUCAGGAAUGGAUAACCGCUCCUGCCUGACUGUGGUGACGUGGAACAAUGACAAGCUGGUGUGUGUCCAGAAAGGAAAAAAGAAGAACAGAGGAUGGUCACACUGGAUUCAGGGAGACGAGCUUCACUUGGUAACAGUCACAUCCUCACCCUAUAGUGGCUGUAAUGUGUUUAUAUGUGUGUGUAACCAUUUGACAAAUGUUGCGAGGGCCAUUUCUAUCAUCAUAACACUAAUGCACAAUAUAGUGGGAAAUGUCACUGGUGUUUUUUUGUGUGUGUUUAUCCACUUUCAAGGAACUCACCUGUGAAGACCAAGUCUGCAAGCAAGUUUUUAAAAGGACCAUGUGACAUUAAAAGAGCUCCAACAUGAAAAAACAAGUCCUGCAAACAUUUCUUUGUGGAUGAAUAUGCCUCAAUAUGUUAUUAAAGUUCAUCAAAGGAUUGUAUUUUUGCUCUUGUAUCCAUUAUUUUAACAAUCCAAUCCAAUACAACUUUAUUUAUUAAUAUAUUUAAAUAAACAGAGUUGCACUAAAGUCACUUUCUAGAGUCUAACACCUGUAUAAGCAUAGUACGAGCAUAAAAAAGACAUAAAAACAAACAAUAGAAAGAAUAACUUUUUUGUCACAUUUUGAACGAAAACUAACCUAUGACUUUUUUGAGUGAUUUUGGACGGCAUACUAUACUAUGA